Molecule: messenger RNA, 1133 nt
Organism: Canis lupus familiaris (dog)
Lineage: Eukaryota; Metazoa; Chordata; Mammalia; Carnivora; Canidae
Product: keratin-associated protein 4-6-like
Exons: 1
Coding region: 41-646 (201 amino acids)
Cellular component (GO): keratin filament
Source: RefSeq, a predicted model, not a curated record
UCUUCUGGAAACCCACCCAGAGCCCCCACCCUCUGACACCAUGGUCAACUCCUGUUGUGGAUCGGUCUGCUCUGACCAGGGCUGUGGCCAGGAGACCUGCUGCCGCCCCUCCUGCUGCCAGACCACCUGCUGCAGGACCACCUGCUGCCGCCCCAGCUGCUGUGUGUCCAGCUGCUGCCGCCCCUCCUGCUCCGGUUCCAGCUGCUGUGGCUCCAGCUGCUGCAGGCCCAGCUGCUGCAUCUCUAGCUGCUGCCGCCCCACCUGUUGCCAGACCACCUGCUGCCGCCCCAGCUGCUGUGUGUCCAGCUGCUGCCGCCCCUCCUGCUCCAGUUCCAGCUGCUGUGGCUCCAGCUGCUGCAGGCCCAGCUGCUGCAUCUCUAGCUGCUGCCGCCCCUCCUGCUCCAGUUCCAGCUGCUGUGGCUCCAGCUGCUGCAGGCCCAGCUGCUGCAUCUCUAGCUGCUGCCGCCCCUCCUGCUGUGGCUCCAGCUCCUGUGGCUCCAGCUGCUGCCGCCCCUCCUGCUGCUGCCCCUCCUGCUGCCUGCGCCCAGUCUGUGGCCGGGUCUCCUGCCACACUACCUGCUAUCGCCCCACCUGUGUCAUCUCCACCUGCCCCCGCCCCAUGUGCUGUGCCUCCUCUUCCUGCUGAGCCCCCUGUCCUGUGACCACUAUUUCCAUUUACCUCUGCCCCACAGAUAAAGACCCUUCUUUUGCGCUGAGUGUUAGGACACAUGGAGUCUGGUUAACAUCAUUGAACAGUUGAGCCUCAUGAUUCCAGGGAUCCCACCACCAUCCCAUUGACUCAGUACAUUCUGGUUUAUGUUAAGCUCCUUCCAUUAUUAUCUUUUCCUUUCAGUAUUGGCACCAAAUAUGUAUAUUAAUUUGUAACCUAUCAGCUAAAAAAUUAUCCCAUUCCUCUAAAUUUGUCAUUCUUCCUUAUCACUUUGGGGCUCUAGAUUAUCCUUCCUAACAAAAUGAUUAUCUGCAACUCCUGUGCCAUACUGAUUUGACACUCUCUGAUCUGAGGUUCAGUUAUACCCUAAGACCUGGGGGUCCAAUUAUGUAUUUUCUGAAGGAGUGAAUUUCUUAUGUCUUGUUGCUUCUCUGCUUUUAAUAAACUUUUCUACACAUAAAAA